AUGAGAGCCUAGUAACGUAACAGCCCAGCCACACCGUGUACGAAGUUGCUCGGGGAAGUGCUUGUUCUGAGAAGGGCUUCUUUUGCUUUUACCCCCACACUUUGACUUCCUCGUUUCUCCAAAGAACGUCCUGUCUCCGGUGCUUUCCUGUUCAGCGAAAAUGACUACAGAGAAGAAGAUGGUGAUGGCUCUUCGGCUCAUGGCCUUGGUGGUCCUUGGCGGGAAAUCGGCCGGAGCCCAAAUCCAUCAUGUGGUCGGCGGCGACCAUGGGUGGGACCCUUCCUGUGACAUAGCUGCCUGGUCCUCUGGCAGGAUCUUCAGGGUCGGAGACAAAAUUUGUAAGUCCUUUGUACUCACUCUCUAUGUCUCCUCUUCUCUGUUGAUUAAACUUAGAUAUUCUAAAGUUGAAAAUGCAUUUUUUUAAAAUAAAAAUU
Molecule: messenger RNA, 434 nt
Organism: Rubroshorea leprosula
Lineage: Eukaryota; Viridiplantae; Streptophyta; Magnoliopsida; Malvales; Dipterocarpaceae
Source: the annotation of a GenBank genome assembly